Molecule: messenger RNA, 1794 nt
Organism: Closterium sp. Naga37s-1
Lineage: Eukaryota; Viridiplantae; Streptophyta; Zygnematophyceae; Desmidiales; Closteriaceae
Source: the annotation of a GenBank genome assembly
AUGAAAGAGGUCGUUGAGCAGUUCAGGUGCUUGAACGUCAUCCGCCACCAGCACCCGCUCCUGUGCGAUGAUGGGGCCUGCAUCCAUCUGCAGCACCGUGUAUGCCACUGUCACUCCUGUCUCUGCCACCCCUUGCUACAUGAGGAGGGAGGGUGGGGGGAAGAUGACUUAUGGGUCAACUGGAGAGGCAUAAGCGCCCGCCCCCUCUCCUGUGCGAUGAUGGGCUCUGCGUUCACCGUCUGCACCGCGUAUGCCACUGUCACUCCCGUCUCUGCCACUCCUUGCUGGCGAGGCCAUAGGAGAUGGGAGACACGGGGGGAGACACGGGGGGAAGACACGGGGGGAAGACACGGGGGGAAGACAUGGGGGGAGACACGGGGGGAAGACACGGGGGGAAGACACGGGGGGAAGACACGGGGGGAAGACACGGGGGGGAGACAAGGGGGGAAGACACGGGGGGGAGACACGGGGGGAAGACACGGGGGGAAGACAGGGGGGGAAGACACGGGGGGAAGACACGGGGGGGAGACACGGGGGGAAGACAUGGGGGGAAGACACAGGGGGGAGACACGGGGGGAAGACACCGGGGGAAGACACGGGGGGGAGACACGGGGGGAAGACACGGGGGGAAGACACGGGGGGAAGACACGGGGGAAGACACGGGGGGAAGACACGGGGGGAAGACACGGGGGGGAGACACGGGGGGGAGACACGGGGGGGAGACACGGGGGGAAGACACGGGGGGAAGACACGGGGGGAAGACACGGGGGGGAGACACGGGGGGAAGACACGGGGGGAAGACACGGGGGGGAGACACGGGGGGAAGACACGGGGGAAAGACACGGGGGGGAGACACGGGGGGAAGACACGGGGGGAAGACACGGGGGGAAGACACGGGGGAAGACACGGGGGGAAGACACGGGGGGAAGACACGGGGGGAAGACACCGGGGGAAGACACGGGGAGAAGACACAGGGGGAAGAAACGGGGGGAAGACACGGGGAGAAGACACGGGGGGAAGACACGGGGGGAAGACAUGGGGGGAAGACACGGGGUGAGGACAUGGAGUGAAGAUGCAGAAAGUUGCAUGGCACAGAGGUGUGGUGUUGGAAAGAAGAGGCAGCAAGGAGGUGGGGGUGCGAUGGGGCAGGUGGCAUCAGGAAGGCCGCACCCCUUUCCCACUGCUUCAGCUCCCUACCCGCCUGCUCACCUCCAGUGCUCGCUGCACGGGCGACGCUCCUCUGAACUUGGGGAGCAGGCUGGGUGCCUGCUCAUGAAUGGGGGUGAAUGUUCACAGUGCCUGCUCAUGAAUGGGGGUGAAUGUUCACAGUGCCUGCUCAUGAAUGGGGGUGAAUGUUCACAGUGCCUGCUCAUGAAUGGGGGUGAAUGUUCACAGUGCCUGCUCAUGAAUGGGGGUGAAUGUUCACAGUGCCUGCUCAUGAAUGGGGGUGAAUGUUCACAGUGCCUGCUCAUGAAUGGGGGUGAAUGUUCACAGUGCCUGCUCAUGAAUGGGGGUGAAUGUUCACAGUGCCUGCUCAUGAAUGAGGGUGAAUGUUCACAGUGCCUGCUCAUGAAUGGGGGUGAAUGUUCACAGUGCCUGCUCAUGAAUGAGGGUGAAUGUUCACAGUGCCUGCUCAUGAAUGGGGAUGAAUGUUCACAGUGCCUGCUCAUGAAUGAGGGUGAAUGUUCACAGUGCCUGCUCAUGAAUGGGGGUGAAUGUUCACAGUGCCUGCUCAUGAAUGGGAGUGAAUGUUCACAGUGCCUGCUCAUGAACGGGGGUGAAUGUUCACAGUGA